GACAGACCCCACCGUGUCGAUCGCCGAAUGGGUGCGUGCCCACAAGUCAACUUGCCACCGCCAUGCCCAUGAACCAUCACGAGGUGAAGCUGGACGAUGGCCGAGUGAUGCAAGGCGUCAAGUUCACCCCUCCAAAGCACUGGGUCGUUCAGCGCGCCCUCACCAUUCAAACCGUGAGUGGUCCAGCAAUGCUCGUCGACGACGUCGUCGCCGGCAACCGGUUGCAUGCUAUCAACGGGAUGCCGGUGCACGACAAGCAAUUCUCAAACGUCGUCGAGCACCUUCGAGGCAUCACCGGUCCCUUAUCGCUCACGAUCGAAGUUGUCAAGCCGCGACUGGCAUCGAACACCACCAUUAUCAUCGACACGAGGGAAUGGACAGUAAAGUUGCCAAAUGGAACGAGCCUCACAUUCCCGUGCUUGUUGCUGGAGCUCCUGCGAGAGACGGACAUUGGGUUGGCGGCGGGUGACACACUUGUGGCAGUGAACGGCCAGUCAGGGGCUGGACUCAACCAUCGAAAAAUGCAAAAACUCCUUGAAGGAGCACGGCAUCUCUCCGUCGUUCACCUCGAAUGGGCGAACCAUACUCCGUUAUCUCACGAUCAUCACCGCGAACGACAUGGUAUGACGGCUUGGGCCAUCCUGAGUGAAUUUUACUCAAUGUCCAAGGGCCAAGUGCUGGCCACGAGAAAUGCCAGCUAUUGCCUGCUGUGCGAGGCUUCCUUUGGUCUGUUCAAGCACAAACACAAAUGCACGAUAUGCGGGCACAUGGUGUGCUCUACAUGUCAAGCCAAAUGUGUGGCAGUUGUCAGCACCAUCCAAAACUGCAUCAAGUAUCGAGCGUGCAUCCGCUGUGCGCACCUGGUAUCGUCGUAUGGCUACCAAAUCAACGAGUCAUUGAACCUAACUUUGGCCUAAUAUAAACCCAUUCAUUGCCCUC
Messenger RNA from Aphanomyces astaci, 939 nucleotides. RefSeq lists its product as hypothetical. Bases 63 to 917 code for a protein of 284 amino acids. The record is from RefSeq and is a predicted model, not a curated record. Gene Ontology annotation, molecular function: metal ion binding; protein binding. The transcript has a single exon. Lineage: Eukaryota; Oomycota; Saprolegniomycetes; Saprolegniales; Verrucalvaceae.